Messenger RNA from Effrenium voratum, 2805 nucleotides. The record is from the annotation of a GenBank genome assembly. NCBI's taxonomy places the organism in Eukaryota, Dinophyceae, Suessiales, Symbiodiniaceae.
AUGUUUGCUGCAUGCCGGUUUGCCUCUGGCAGCCACGGCACCGCUAUGCCUCGAUGGGCAGCUACUCAAUGGACUAGUUCUUUGCCAAGGACUUCUCUUCGGCAUCAGCGGCCAAGUAUGUGGGCACGACUAUCUUUGCUUGCACCGAUGAUAGUGCCACGAGCUCGCAGGCAACUGAGGGGCAUUCACAUUGGCAGUGUCCCUAGAACACGUCGAAGCGCGAGGGGGGUGGCGACACGCAGACCGAUGUCGUCCAGACCAAAAACUAUGAGUUCCGAAGAAUAUGCGCGAUUGCCACCCUUGAGCCAAGAUGGUGGCGAUGAAGAAGCAUUUCGAGAAUACUGGAAAUGGUUCAACGAUCCUCAGUGCUGGGGCUCGUGGGUCGAAAGAAGGACGCAUCCUCAAAUCAGUGUUCGACCAUUCUGGUAUAAUGUGGACACUGAUGAGACGGUGUUUGACGCGCCACAUCAAGAAGGGACUUCCUCGAUGGUACGGAAAGAGUCACUGCAAUUGGAUGGUGUGAUUGAGGAGCUCUCUGUCAAAGAGCUUCGCGCGACAAUGCAGGAUCCAGAACAGCUCCAACACCUAGGUCUCACGGAUGAGUUGCUAGCUCGCCGUGCACUCUGGGAAUAUGAGACGUUUAUUCCGCGAGUCUUAUCCUGGCAUGACUUUCAGUACAAUACUUUUUGGUUCUUCAUCUCGGACCGUGACCGCGGGUCAAACUCCCAGGAAAAGAGAGAUGGUAAGCGUGGUUUUUUUACUGCAGAAUCUGAGCAAAACAAGAAGAUGUUCGCACAUGAUGGGUUCUUCAACGCUGUGGCUGAGCUUGCCAGCCAGCGCUUAGACUGUAUGCAUCCCAUCAACUUGGUAUAUCUUUUGUGGACGUUCACUCGCGCAGGUGUCCCAGCGCGCGAUUUCUUUAGCCAGGCGGCGGAUCAUUUCUGCAACGGGAGGUUGCCUACCUUGGACCGCUGCGGUUUGGGUACCUUGGUCUGGUGCUACUCCAAGCAGCGUCAUCGUCACCCCCGGCUAUUUGACCGGGCCGCGAAAGAGCUGCAGCGAAAUGUGCGAGUGAGGUCGUUGGCACCCAGGAACUUCCAGAACACGAUGAUUGCCUACAGGUGGUACGGAAAAGGCCACGAGCCACUCAUGGAGAAGCUGGCUGAGUGGAUGCCUCGUCUUUUGGAUGAUCAUGAUGAACGGCGGCCAAAGUUGAGGCCGGAAGUUAUGUUCUCUUACACCUGCAAAGAUGGCUCAGUCGUCCCAGCAGAUUCCUUUCGUAUCAACGGUCUCAACAUCAUUGCGCGCGGCUUCGUGAACCUUGAUGUGUGCACGCCAAAGGUGGAGGCAUGCCUCGAAUCAAUCACUGACUAUGUGAUUCGAAGCGCCAAAAGAUCUCCUGCGUGGAUGAGAACGGAAGGGGAUUUAUGCGCUUUCACGACAGUCAUUGCCGAGGCAGUUGUCAAGGGCUGGACCUGCGCGCCCAAGUUGCUCAAGCAGCUUGAGGCGGGCGGGCCGAGUACCAACACUAGGACGUUUGGAUUCACUCCUGCCGAGUAUGCCCAACUCGUGAAGUCACUGUCCGUCGAUGAGCAACGGAACAGGGUGGAGCUUGGACAUUUCGUGAGCUGCUUUCCCAGCUGUUUGCGUUCUUUGGUGCAGCCCUUGUUUUUCCACCUCUCCAAGGAGCGCCUUGGCGAAGGAUCAGCAGAUUGGUCAUGCCUCGCUGAAGGCCUCUCCAGAGUCAUCAGAUCAGGCUUGCCAUGGAGAGAUGUCUUGGAGGUAUGGGCUGAUGCAGAACAACAGGACGCCGCGGGUCCAGGUGCUGACGAGUUGGAGCUGUAUCUGGAGCUGGCUGUGUCAUUGUGCUUUUGGUCUGCAUUUGCAGACCGAUCUUCUGAUUCUCCAGAGGCCUUGGGUCCGGAUUUGGCGGUCGCUGCUCUUCACGCCAGCGUUCCGCGGGAUUCACUGGCAGCAAUGGCGUCCUGGCUGGAAGGCAACGCUCCAAUGCUGCCGGCGGCUGUUGGGCCAAAUCUGGCAACCCUGACUGGUGGUGUGAAGCAAGAACUGCCGCUGUUCGAGAGCCACAUUCUGGAGGCAAGCUUGCAGCUGUUGCUGCGCAGCUGCAGCCCAAGGCUAUGGGAGUCGGAGGAGUGGAUGCCGUUGUUCCGAGACUGGCGAGAUGGCCGUUCCUUCAACGCUUUGCUCAAGGGCGCCUUGUACUACGAGGGUCCUGCGAUACUGCUCAUCCAGACGCAGCAGGGCCAUGUUCUGGGUGCGCUGUCAACGGUUUGGAUGGACAGCAACGGAAAGUUUUCCGGCUCGACGGAGUGCUUUGUGUUUGCUGUGCAGCCAGCUUUCAGAAUGUGCAGGAGUACCAGCACAGCAGGGAACCACUUCUACCUGAACUCGCGCAACAAGUAUGCCCCACGUGGCGUUGGCUUCGGCGGACAGGUUGGCUUCUGCAGGCUCUGGCUUGAUGCCGACUUCGAAGAAUGUUACGUCCUCGAAAGCGAUGCCACCUAUGCAAAAGGUUUGCUGCUGCCAUCCAGCGGAAGCCUUCAGAUCUCCUUCCAGGUGGCCGCCAUUGAGGUUUGGGGCUGUGGUGGGCCUGAGGCCGCACAAGCGCAAAGGGCGCACCGGGAGCGCAUUGAGGGUGUUCGCGAGCAGGCACGGAAGGUCGACAAAGCGCGACUCUGUGAGAAUGACUUUGACAAGGAAAUGUUUUUGGGCAAUACGUUCUCCGCAACAGCGGGCUCCCGCGCAGAUCCCAAGGAGGACAAAGAGCGUGCGGCUGCUGAUUGA